AUGUGCAGGCAUAUAUAUAUACUUGAAUUAACAUAUGAAAUUUUCUAUUUGAUCAUUCAGUUUAAUAAAUUCAUUGACUAUCUUAAUCCACGACCUGAAUAUAUCCGUGUCAUUAUUGAAUGGCCAAUAAAAUCUUCAAUUCCGGUAGCACACAUUGUUGCAGCAGAUAUUCAAUGUAGUUUACGUUUACACGGUGCUCGACGUUCUGAAGGUUUACUAUGCUUGUCAAGCAAAGCUGAUGCUGAUCUGUCAUUUUUUAAUAUAAAACAAGAUGGUUAUGAUCAACAAGUUGAUCGUUUAUUUUUAUCAUUUUCGGAAGAAAUUUAA
Messenger RNA from Rotaria socialis, 327 nucleotides. The record is from the annotation of a GenBank genome assembly. NCBI's taxonomy places the organism in Eukaryota, Metazoa, Rotifera, Eurotatoria, Philodinida, Philodinidae.